AUGUCGGAGCUCAGCGCCUACCCAGCUCUUUACUUCUUUCACUCGGCCCUCGCUGCACCGCUUGUGCUGCAAAACCUGCUUUCAUCGCCAUUCCCACUCAAGCUUUGCAAAGCAAGGCUAUAUGGCUAUAUCGACGGCACCAACAGCACGGUCAUUUUAAGCUGCGAGAAUUUCGGCGAGUGGGCGCCUGAGCCGAAGGUCACUGGGGUUGUAUUCGAGGUUACGUGUGAGCGGGAGGAGAACGUCUUGAGGGACUAUGCUGGCCCGGAUGUCGAGGUCGAGGACACUAGGUUCGAGUCGAGGAAGGGGAGUGUGUUCUUUGGGGUGAAGAAAUUGGUGCAUAGGAAUGCAUUUGUUAGAAAAGACGUGGGACAAGCGUUUGGGAUAGAGAAGAAGGAGCAACAUGUGUCAGACUCGGUACCCGACCUCGAAGGAGACGACGAAUGCGACAUCUUCGAGGCUUUGCGCACCGAGUACCCCUCUCCCGCUACACCAAAGGAGCAUCCCGCAAACGCCGAGCAAAACUACUUUAUCACGCCAGUCAACGCCCCCCUAGGGACCUCUCGUCAGAAAUGGAAGAACAAGGCUACACUGAGCCAACAAUGGGACUCCGGUCAACCACUGACUCGAACACGCACGGGCAGCAAACCCGCUGUCUUCAUCAUAGGAGACGAUUCCGAGGAAGGCUCAUCAGGUGUAAACACUGGGACUCACACAGGUGCAUAUACAGCCAGCAUCAAGGUUGAGACAGAACACGCUCCGUAUUUCCCUUUCAUGAGCACGGCACCAUUUGCAUCGAGUCACGACUAUACCCAGCGCCACCCCAGCACGCUCUCCUUCAUCACCAGCCAUCCAAGCGUCGACGAUGCUGCCCAGAUUAGCAGCAAUACCUUGCAAACGCCCCUCGUGCGCCCGCACUCAUCGAACAACCUGGCACCGGAUCCCGAUCUUGAUGCUGCUUCGAGACCUAAGUCAUUGACGUCUUUGCUCAAAGCUUCUUGGUCUUCGAGGUCGUUGCUCGAGAAGAUGGGUAUUUGA
Molecule: messenger RNA, 1038 nt
Organism: Parastagonospora nodorum SN15
Lineage: Eukaryota; Fungi; Ascomycota; Dothideomycetes; Pleosporales; Phaeosphaeriaceae
Exons: 1
Coding region: 1-1038 (345 amino acids)
Source: RefSeq, a predicted model, not a curated record